Molecule: messenger RNA, 1234 nt
Organism: Sinocyclocheilus anshuiensis
Lineage: Eukaryota; Metazoa; Chordata; Actinopteri; Cypriniformes; Cyprinidae
Product: sodium channel subunit beta-1-like
Exons: 5
Coding region: 5-487 (160 amino acids)
Biological process (GO): cardiac muscle cell action potential involved in contraction; regulation of heart rate by cardiac conduction; regulation of sodium ion transmembrane transporter activity
Cellular component (GO): voltage-gated sodium channel complex
Molecular function (GO): transmembrane transporter binding; sodium channel inhibitor activity
Source: RefSeq, a predicted model, not a curated record
UCUGAUGAAGAUGAUGAAGAUGAAGAUGAGGCGUCUGCUGCUCCUGUGUGUGUUCUGCGCGCUCUCCGUGUCUCUGUGCAGCGGAGCCUGUGCCGAGGUGCACUCAGACACUGAAGCUGUGGCGGGAAAGAGCUUCAAGCUGGGAUGCAUCUCCUGUAAGAUGCGAGGAGAGGUGGAGGCCACAGCCACCGUCGACUGGAUGUUCAGGGCGCGAGGAGAAGCCACCUUCAUGCACAUUUAUAGCUACGACGGCGAGGCGUCCAGCAUCAUCGACGAGCGCUUUCAGGAUCGCAUGGAGUGGCACGGCAGCAGGAACACCUUGGACCUUCAGGACGCUUCUGUGGACCUCCUCAACGUCACCUUCGACGACUCCGGCGCCUACCACUGCAUCUUCAACCGAGUCCUCGGCUACAAGCACUACGAGUUCUCCACCAUCGCCAGCAAAGUGGUGCACCUCACCGUCGUGGGCAAAGAGCGGAGUAUUUAGCGAUCGCAUCCGAGAGCAAAGACAACUGCGCUGGCGUGCAGGUAGCAGAAUAGCACAGGUUUUUCCGGAACGCUCUUCCUCCUGAACUGCUGUCACUGUCUCCUCCUCCUCCUGUUUUUAUAAGCUUUUCUUACCUCUUCACCUUAUCUCCACCACAUGACCGUUAUGCUAUGCAUGGAUAAAACCCUCACAGUCCACUGCAGUACUCCAGCCAGUCCAAUAGAAAGGCAAUACACUGAUUUUGCACUAGAAAUCAGUAAAGAGCAAGCUAUCUUUCUUGAUCUCACCACAUAUGGGAGCCAUAUAUAUGUAUAUACUACACAUAAUUAUCAGACGAUCUGAAAGACGAACGCCAUGCAUGAGCUAAACGUGAAUGCAAAUGCAAUUUCUAUGCGUUUCUAUGCCGGGAGGAAACUCAUCCUAGAUGCUUCGAUCGCUAUAAACGACGAGUUUCUGUUGUAUAAUCCAAGUGCAAUAUGAGAAUCAAACUCUAGCUCUUGAAUGUAGCAAGCACUCACAGAAUGUUUGAAAUGCAUUAUGGGUAAGUACAUUAAGACACCCGAUAGCUCAUCCCGUCCCUGUGUGCCGUUUUAAUGCAUGCCCACACUGCAGUCGAUCAACGCCAGGAUCCAGUAACAACCCAGAUAGGCCCUUUCUGUCAGACGCGCCUGAUAUAAUGUGAGGAAAAUGCAUAAAUGCAUGCUGGGAAACGCAGGGCUGGUGGGCGGGAGUGCAAAGAGAGAGAGA